Messenger RNA from Symsagittifera roscoffensis, 1149 nucleotides. RefSeq names its product transcription initiation factor IIB-like. Bases 145 to 1104 code for a protein of 319 amino acids. The record is from RefSeq and is a predicted model, not a curated record. Gene Ontology annotation, cellular component: nucleus; transcription preinitiation complex. Gene Ontology annotation, biological process: transcription preinitiation complex assembly; transcription initiation at RNA polymerase II promoter. Lineage: Eukaryota; Metazoa; Xenacoelomorpha; Acoela; Convolutidae. Gene Ontology annotation, molecular function: TBP-class protein binding; RNA polymerase II general transcription initiation factor activity. The transcript has a single exon.
GGAAUGUCACUCCUGUUUGCGGUCAUUCAAUUUGAACUGAUUUGUGAUAACGGGUUUUUGUACAAGCGAAUGUUUCAAAUGAAUAUUCUUCUUGCGCUUUUUUAAAGAUGAGCUUAUGCAGACAGUGAUCUUUCCAGAUUGCUGAUGGCUUCAACUUCUGCUAUGCCUCCAGGGCGUCCUAAACUGGACGAAGUUACUUGUCCAGAGCAUCCAGAUGCAACUAUGAUCGAGGACUACAGAGCUGGAGACAUGGUUUGCUCCAUGUGUGGUAAAGUUGUUGUGGAGAGAUGUAUAGAUGUCUCCUCAGAAUGGAGAUCUUUCGCAGAUUCGGGCGAGGAUAAAAGUCGUGUGGGAGAAGUUGAGAACCAUCUUUUAACUGGCAGUGGACUCGGAACAGUGGCCGAGAGGACUUCGCAUCUCUCGCACAACGACCAAUUCGAUUACAGUAGACAAACGAUGGUACGCGCGCAGAACACAGCUGACAGGACACUCACAGCUGGGUACAGAGAAAUUACGACUAUGGCGGAUAGAAUUAAUCUACAGGAAACUAUUAUAACCAGAGCGAAAACAUGUUACAAACAGCUAAUCGAAUCGGGCAAGUAUAGAGGUAAGAACCGAAUCGCAGUCGCCGCUUCGUGCAUCCACAUUGCAUGCAGACAGGAAGGAGUUCCAAGGUCAUUUAAAGAAACUGUGGCUAUCUCAAAUGUCGAUAAAACUGAACUUGGUCGAACGUACAAAAAAGUUCUAAAGGCUCUGGAGUCGUCUGUCGAAAUAAUCAAGUCAGGAGAUUUCAUGGCAAGGUUCUGUGGUAGUUUAGAACUGCCACAUUCGGUUAGAAAAGCGUCGGAGCAUAUUGCAAAUAAGGCGGUGGAGCUGAACAUUGUUGCGGGCAGGAGCCCUGUAUCAGUAGCAGCGGCGGCAAUAUACUUGGCGUCUCAUGCAUCCGACUUCCCGAAAAGUAAAGAACAGAUAGCUGCAAUUUCCGGAGCCGCUGAAGUCACAAUUAAACAAUCGUAUAAGAUGUUGCUUCCUCAUGUGAAGAUCUUGUUUCCAGAAAACACAAAUAAUGUGACUUGGAAUCUGAAUGACUUGCCAUCGCAGUGAAGACUUUUUAAGACUCAAAGAAUAAUGUAAUUUAUUUUGUUUCAA